GAACGAGGAGAGAGAUAUUUUUGUUCUUCCUUUUUUUCCCAUUAAGAAGAGGAGGAGAUUCUAGACCCCAACUAACAAAAACAAAACCGAAUCUCUUCUGUCUUUACUGAAUCCGUAUCGACUGUUCCUCCUUCUAUCUCUUCUUCUCUCAAUAGAAUCACACAAUUUCAAUUUUCAUAAAUUCAAUCGAAAUGAGGGUUUGAUUUUUGUUCUGUGUUUGUAGAUAGAAUUAUGCCUACAUUUACAGCAAUAUCUAUAGAUAGUUUGUUAGAUCGAAGCUUAGCUCCAAGAAAAUCGAUACUGAAAUUGGAGAGAAGAAAUACAACCCCUAUCCCACCAACAGUCAAGGAAAUUCCUAAUCCUAAACAACAAUCACAACAGCACGGCGUGUCUCCGUCUCCAUUGUUAUAUACAACACCUGAAACGACUCCAAUUCCGGAUUCUUCAUCAUCAUUUCCGCCUUCUCCAUAUAUUGUUAAUCAUAAAAGACGCGGUCCUCGUCUACGCAGCGUUUCUCAAGAUCAUAUCCCAGUUUCUGUCCGUCAAAAUGGUGAUGUUGAUAAGAUUGAUGUCAAAGAUGUGACGGUGGUUCCGGAGUUUUCUUUUGCUUCGUCGGCUCCGGUUUGUGAGGAGGAGGUGGUAGUAGUGGGUUCCAAUGGUUGUUCUGAUGAUAAGAUUGGGAGUCAUAGUUUGGUUGAUGAUUCGGUGGAGAAGAACGAGAAUUUGGUGAUGAAUUCGGGUUCUAAUAGAUGCGAGAGAGAUUAUGAGUUCGAUCACUUAUUUGAUUCUCAAGAACCUCAUCAAUCCAUGGGUUCGAUUGGAAUUAGUAAAAACGUUGCAGAUGUGGUGGUCGAGGAUAAUGGUGGAGUUGAGCAGGAGGAGUCUUCGGUUCUGACUACACCAGUGGGGGAGUUUUAUGACGCGUAUGAAGAACUCUCUAGUGAGGGUGGGGCAUCGUCCUCCCUCCGAGAUUUUGAGGCUGAGCUGCGUGAAAUAAGACUAAAUUUGCUAAUGGAGAUAGAAAAACGAAAGCAAGCCGAGGAAGCCUUCAAUAAAAUGCAAACGCAUUGGCAGCAGCUCCAGCGCCGUUUGGCUGCUAUAGGGUUGAAACUACCUGCAGAUCCGAUAUUCACAGAAAAAGAUAAGGAUUCGCCUUCAGAUAUAGUUGCAGACCUCUGCCAGCAAAUUCAUAAUGCACGAGUUGUUUCAAAUUCUAUUGGUCGGGCUACUGCGAAGGCCGAGGCUGAGAUGGAGAUAAAGUCUCAGAUUGAGUCAAAGAACUUUGAGAUUGCUCGCUUGUCAGACAGGCUGCAUUACUACGAAGUUGUAAAUGCUGAGAUGUCUCAAAGAAACCAAGAAGCUAUUGAGAUGGAACGGCGUCUUAGGCAAAGAAGGAGAAGUAGACAAAGAUGGGGUGUUUGGAGUUCGGUAGGUGCUGCAGUUGUUGUUGGCACUGUGGCUCUACUAUGGUCUUGUGAUAGUGCAUCAUCAUCAUCAGCAACAUCUGUUUCCGAUUCUCCAGGCAGUGCUGACACAUAAGCUGGCCCAUUACACCAAAAAUAAUACGCCACCAUACUUGCUUGCAGUGUUGAUCAAUCAAAUACGUCUUCUUCUGCAAGACUCUGUAUAGUACUAAUAAUGAAAUUGUAUAAGCCGUCAGUAAGUUGCCAAACUUACUUGACAGUCGGCAAAAAAGAGCAAAAUAGAUUUUCUAUAAAAUCUAUAAAUUCCUUACUGAUAGAUAGAUCGGUGGAUAGUAUUUUUUUUUUUUAAUACAAAAUGUUCUUGUCGUGUGCAGAAUGAUAACUGGGCAGGUCCAUGGAAGAAUUUGGACAUCCGAGAGAAAUUUUUGUAGUUUGAUA
Messenger RNA from Papaver somniferum (opium poppy), 1862 nucleotides. RefSeq lists its product as uncharacterized. The transcript has 3 exons. Bases 232 to 1539 code for a protein of 435 amino acids. Lineage: Eukaryota; Viridiplantae; Streptophyta; Magnoliopsida; Ranunculales; Papaveraceae. The record is from RefSeq and is a predicted model, not a curated record.